This is a messenger RNA of Closterium sp. Yama58-4, 483 nucleotides long. Lineage: Eukaryota; Viridiplantae; Streptophyta; Zygnematophyceae; Desmidiales; Closteriaceae. The record is from the annotation of a GenBank genome assembly.
AUGCGGACAGGCGGGCGGCGCGGUGCGCUAGCUGGCUGGCGGCGCGGCGCGCUGGCCGGCGAGCGGCGCGGCGGGUCUACGGGCUGGCGGUGCGGCGCGCUGGCGUGCGCGUUUGCAGGGCGCGCUGGUGUGCGCACUAGCGAGGCGCGCUGGCGGGCGCGUUGGCGGGGCGCGCUGGCGUGCGCGCUGGCGGGGCGCGCUGGCGUGCGCGCUGGCGGGGCGCGCUGGCGGGCGCGCUGGCGGGCGCGCUGGCGGGGCGCGCUGGCGUGCGCGCUGGCGUGGCGCGCUGGCGUGCGCGCUGGCGGGGCGCGCUGGCGUGCGCGCAUGCGGGGCGCGCUGGCGUGCGCGCUGGCGUGGCGCGCUGGCGUGGCGCGCUGGCGGGGCGCGCUGGCGGGCCUGCUGGCUAGGGCGCUGGCGGGCCUGCUGGCUAGCGCGCUUAGGGCAGACCGGGGGGGGGGCACACCAAGGCUAAGGGAGCCUUAA